UAAAGUAAGACAAAGGGAAGAGCAGAAGAACAAAAAUAGAAGAAGAAUUUUUUUUUUUUAAUUCAAAAGCUAGUAUUUGACCCCCUGGAGUACCAUGCUCACGGUAGGGGUGAGCGUAGCAGGGUACCCUGUAAAAAUAUUAGGACCCGGAACCGGAACCUGUUGCAACAGGUUCCUAAAAAUAGGAACCGGAAUCGGAACCUGUUGCAACAGGUUCCUAAGAAUUGAGAACCAGAACCAGAACUGCAGGUUCCGGUUCCUAAACAGGGUACCCUGUCUGUCAAAGUAAGUUUAAUAGUUACUUGAUAAAUUGUGACAAAUUUAUUUUUUUUAAAAUAGAUGAUCACAAUAAAAGCUUACAACUUUAGUAUAGUACUUCAAAUAUAACAAACCAACACUAAUUGUCUAGAAUUUUUAAUACCAUAUAGGUUCCGGUUUCAUGUACCCUAUAGGGAACUUGUACUAACAGGGUACCCUACAGGUUCUAGAUCCAAAAUUUUAUUACCCGGAACCGGAACCUGUUGCAACAGGUUCCUAAUUUUAUUACCCGGAACCGGAACCUGAUCAACAGGUUCCGGGUUUGGAACUUGCGGUUCCGAACAGGUUUCGGUUCAAUAUCAGGGUACCCUGAAUUUUUGUUCACCCCUAGCUCACGGUAUUCCAGGAGUAUUAUAGAAAUUGUGCUUAAACAGAUUAUUAUUGUCAAUUUUUCCUACUAAAAUAAAGGACAAAUAUUACUCCGUAAAUCAUAAAUUCACAAGUGCGAAAUUUCUGGACUUUUUUCAAAAAAAAAAAAAAAAAAGAAAAAACUGGACUGAUUUGUUCAAUAUACAGUAUAUUGUAUCAAGUCAAUCGUCAGCAAUAAUCUUUUUGUAAUCCGUCAGAUAUCUUAGUGACGAACUUUUAGCUUCGUGUGCAAAUAUCUGACCAAAGGAAUCGAAAGUAGGGGGGUUGUGUUUUAGCUUCGUGUGCAAAUAUCUGACUAAAGGAAUCGAAAGUAGGGGGGUUGUGUUUUAGCUUUGUGUGCAAAUAUUUGCUGAGUGGAAUUACAACCUUAAGGGGAAUACCAUUCUCUACAGUUGUGUGUGUGUUCGGUUGUUGAGAGAAGGGAAAUAUGAGUCGUGACCAAAAGAACACAAAAGAUGUAAAUGAUGAGGUUGAAGAAUUGCUUAGGGCUGCAGAGGAUGCAGCUUUACUAAAAAUUAACCUCAACUCACACACGAUUCAUGCCUCCCCUUCUGAUCUACACCCAGAACUAGAGCAGCGAUUCAGGGACCUUAAGACGGGCUCUAAAUCAAAGACAAAGAAAGAGAGUGUAACCAGAAAAACACCUCCAACACAGUCUGCUGACGUGAACAAUCAAGUUGAGGAAGAUGACUUAUUAGCAAGAUUUGCAGCUCUGAAGGCCUCUUUGCCUAAGCCAUCUCCCUCCGCUUCCUCUUCAUUUGUGGGUGUUGGGACAUUGGAUGCUUCUGUUGAGGAUAAGCUUGCUGGUGGCAGUUUGGACAGUAAAGCUGUCAUUGACGAUGAAGAGGAAGAUGAAGUAGAGAAGGUUAUAAGGUGGGCUAUGGAUGCGGCACGUCUUGAUCCAUCUCCAUCUUCUGAUGAUGAGGAGUUAGAAGAUGAUACACAAGGUGAUGAUUCUGAUGACAAUGAGGCGAGUGAUGAAGAUGUUGAGAGCUCUAAAAAGAAACCAAAGGGGAAACCCAAAUAGCCCAUAUCUCUCAAUGUAGCGUUCAACAGAUUUCCGAGCAUCAAGAGACAUCAAUUGGAGCACUUGACGGUGGCCCUGAGGAUAGUUGGAAUUAACUGACAACCCAAGCUUCACAUACUUGCGGACGUAGUUCUCAUAUAUGUAUGCAGCGCCAUUGAAGAUUGGCAGCACCAACCACAUGCAAAACAAGAGCUUAACAUAUGGCCAGAAAGGAAGCCUGCAACAUUUUGGGAAAUUUAUUUUAAUUGACUUGGCCUUUCUUAUUGCUAAUACAUUAUAUGAUCACCAUUUAUCGAUCCAUAAAUACAGAUACCAUUGAAGGACUCUCCAACAUGAGAGCUCAAAGAGAGUUGUCAACGAGUAAAGAACCCAGUAUGUCAGCCAUUGUUGAUCAUCCAGUGUUGAAGGGCUCUCAAUAGCUCGCAUUGAUGCAUAUCUGUUGAAUAGCUA
Molecule: messenger RNA, 2164 nt
Organism: Chenopodium quinoa (quinoa)
Lineage: Eukaryota; Viridiplantae; Streptophyta; Magnoliopsida; Caryophyllales; Amaranthaceae
Product: transcription elongation factor SPT5-like
Exons: 3
Coding region: 1115-1714 (199 amino acids)
Source: RefSeq, a predicted model, not a curated record